UCACAUCGCAUCAACCAUCACUGCAUUUUUCUUACACUCGAACCUCCAGUUGAAGAAGAUUCAGUACUCAUUCAUUAAAUAUCGUCUUAACAGCCAUCAAGAAAUUAACCAAACAGCUGAUCGAUUCGUCGUCGUCGUCUUCGGAGAAGCUCAGGUGCAGUAAUGGUGAAGCUGUCGGAAAACAAGUUGGCGGCGACAAAUAACGGUCCAUCCGGCGAUCAAUGUAAGAAGAAGUUUAAAGGUGUUCGUAUGAGGAGCUGGGGCUCAUGGGUGUCUGAAAUUAGGGCACCAAAUCAGAAGACCAGGAUUUGGCUCGGCUCCUACUCCACGCCGGAAGCCGCCGCCAGAGCUUACGACGCCGCGCUGCUGUGCCUCAAGGGCUCAUCGGCAAAUCUCAAUUUUCCGGUCACCAACGCGGCGGCGCUGCAGUGCAAUCCCAACCCCGAUAACCUAAUUAUGUCGCCGAAAUCCAUCCAGCGGGUGGCGGCCGCCGCCGCAGCCAAUGCGUCCUUCAUCGCCGAUACGACGGCGCCGGCGGUCGAUCCGUCUUCUUCUCCUCCCCCUUCUUCGUCGACGAAUUACUACGAUUCGUCGCCGUCGCUCUCGUCGGCCUCUCAGAACUCCAACGGCCACAUCGAGGACGAUCGCAUUUGCCUGGCGGCGACGCCGCCUUCCGGCGACGAUUACAUGGUGCAAUUCGAGGACCUUAAUUUAUCCUCAUGGUACAACUUCGAUUCCCCAAAGUACUACGAGAUGAUGAACGGCGGCGCGGCGUUCUUCGAUCCUAAUCUGACGGCGGAGGAUUGUUACGAAGAUGUUGAUAUCCGCUUAUGGAGCUUCUGCUGAUCGAUACAUACACAAAUAUAUUUAUAUCUAUAAAUAUAUUAUUUAUUUGUUUAUUCAUUGGAUGUUCUUCAGUUUAUUUCUUGAAGACGUUACUGACAUUAUAUCAAACUAUCUUCUACUAUAUUCGAGUGUAAUAAUUUUAUAGGAUUUCCACAGGAGAGGAACAUGUUUUUUGGGCUCUCCCAAGUGAAAGAUUCCUGUGUAAUUAUCAUCAUCAUCAUCAUCAUCCUUAUGUAUUCAAUUAAAUUGUAUUCUUUAUAUAAAGAAAUGUUGCUAUUUCCCAUUCAAUUUCUCCCAA
Molecule: messenger RNA, 1144 nt
Organism: Andrographis paniculata
Lineage: Eukaryota; Viridiplantae; Streptophyta; Magnoliopsida; Lamiales; Acanthaceae
Product: ethylene-responsive transcription factor ERF014-like
Exons: 1
Coding region: 163-846 (227 amino acids)
Biological process (GO): regulation of DNA-templated transcription
Molecular function (GO): DNA binding; DNA-binding transcription factor activity
Source: RefSeq, a predicted model, not a curated record